This is a messenger RNA of Telopea speciosissima, 1327 nucleotides long. RefSeq names its product RNA exonuclease 4. Bases 242 to 1048 code for a protein of 268 amino acids. Gene Ontology annotation, cellular component: nucleus. The record is from RefSeq and is a predicted model, not a curated record. The transcript has 9 exons. Gene Ontology annotation, molecular function: 3'-5' exonuclease activity; nucleic acid binding. Gene Ontology annotation, biological process: rRNA processing. Lineage: Eukaryota; Viridiplantae; Streptophyta; Magnoliopsida; Proteales; Proteaceae.
AGUUUGGUUCAGAAUUCGUUCAAUCUCCCGAAUCCAGGCCCGCCGAGUUGCAGUGCUUCACGUAGGUCUUAUUACUCUUCCAAAGUUGCCAUUACAGUCUUACAGAAUACAAGCUUCUUAUGAGCUUCUCCAGUUAGUUUGUAAGCUGUAGCGUGGGCGGGGAACUUUUCCCGCAUGUAAAUUACUCCUUCAUCAGUGACUGACGAAGAUGUUAGAGAGCAUAUAGUGUUUGCGAUUGAAUAUGGGAAAUGACUCCACGAACCCUAAGCGGGUACCCCUCAAUCCCAACUGGGCUCAGCUGCAACAAAAACUGAAAAGCGACGCGCCAAAGCCAUUUAAACCUUCAGUUGAUUCUGAUAGAAAAACCCAAGAAAGCGUAUUAGGGAAACGUAAAGAGAGAGAGGAUGCCGAACCCACUUCUCAGAAGUCUAUUCUCACUCCAGUCACGAAUGAUUGCAGCUUAACAGAUGCUUUAGCCAUGGAUUGCGAAAUGGUUGGUGUCAGUUCUGAAGGAAAUAAAAGUGCUCUUGGACGGGUAACACUGGUGAAUACAUGGGGGAAUAUUGUAUAUGAUGAGUAUGUUCGUCCAGUAGAGCGUGUAGUUGACUUUCGCACUCAAAUAAGUGGGAUCCGACCCCGUGACUUGAAGAAAGCAAAGGACUUCCAGUCUGUUCAGAACAAAGUGGCUGAGUUGAUUAAUGGAAGGAUCCUUGUGGGCCACGCCUUGCGCAAUGAUCUUAAGGCAUUGUUGUUGAGUCAUCUAAAGAAGGAUAUACGGGAUACCUCAGAGUAUCAGCCCUUUCUAAACAGGCAAGGGCGUAAAAGGGCGCUUCGGGAUCUUGCAUCUGAGUUUCUUGGAAUUAAGAUUCAAAAUGGGGAGCACUGUCCUAUUGAAGAUGCUCGAGCAGCAAUGGUACUAUAUCAGAAAAACAAAAGGGCAUGGGAGAAGAGUAUUAAAGAGCACUUUAGUCUCAAGAAAAAAAAACAGAAGCGCAAGAACAAAAAGAAGCAGAAGGCUAAUCUCAACCAAUCUGAAGUUGCUUCAUAGCAUGGAUGCCAAGAGAAAAUUACACAUCUUUUUAGCGUUGACGCCAACUUAAGUUCACUUCAUGAGGAAUAUUAACAGCCACAUGACUUUGAUAUGUUCCGAAGGCAGAAGCCAGGGGAAAGACGCUUGCUGCUAUUUCCCCCAAUGUGGAGUACUGAAACUACUUUAUGGGAAUGUCCUGCAAGGUUUUGACUCAGUUAUUCAGCUAACCUCCCUUAAGUUAUUGUCUUGGAUAUCCAUAAUCUGCUCAUUUGACAGGUGAUUGCAGUGUCAUGCUUU